AUGAACACACACCUGGGCAAUCAGGCCACAGGUAGCAGCAGCGACAGCAACAUCAGCGCCACCACAUCAUCCAGCCUGUCACCGCUAGAGAGCCAUGCCGGAAUGACGACACUGCUGUCUAGCCAAGCCUCUUACAGCAGUUUCCCUGAAGGCUCCCUAAGUUAUGGACAUUACAACUUGUACGAGAAAGUCGACAUGGUCCAGUCAACGAUCAGCGACACUGGUGGUGGAUUCAGUAAUCCAACCAAUUUUUGUGGCAGUCUUCAUGCAUCUGGCCUCAUGACCUAUGACCCUAGUCUGUCACCCCCACCUCCACCAAGAAUAUACAAACCCUGUGUAGUUUGUAACGACAAAAGCUCUGGUUACCACUAUGGAGUUAGCUCCUGUGAGGGGUGUAAGGGAUUUUUCCGAAGAAGUGUCCAGAAGAACAUGCAGUAUACCUGUCACAAAGACAGGAGCUGUGUCAUCAACAAAGUGACCAGAAAUAGGUGCCAGUACUGCCGACUGCAGAAAUGCAUCGCAAUGGGCAUGUCCAAGGAAGCGGUGAGAAAUGACAGAAACAAGAAAAAGAAACAGAAUCCAGAGAGUACAUCAUGUCUUUCAGAAGAGUUGACCGAAGAUGAUCAGAUGCUAUUGCAAGAAGUCCUGGAGGCUCACCGGGACACCACACCACAUGACCAGAAUGAGAGUUCAGAUUCUUCCAGUGUGUUUUUGUGGGAGAAAAUUACAGAGCUUUCAUCAACUGGCAUUGUCUUAAUUGUAGACUUUGCCAAAAAGAUUCCAGGUUUUUUAUCAUUAUCUACCUCAGACCAAAUUACCUUAUUAAAGGCAGCAUGUUUGGAAAUCAUGAUUUUACGAAUCAGCAGACGUUAUGAUUUAGACACAGACACUAUGCAGUUUCCUAAUGGCCUCUCUCUGACUAGAGAGAAUUUGCAAAUGGGAGGUUUCGGGCCUUUGACUCCAACAAUAUUUUCCUUUGCUGCAUCGUUGAAGCGUAUGAACUGUGAUGAGACUGAAUAUGCCUUGUUGUCAGCCAUCUGCCUUAUUAGCGGUGAUCGGUCGGGGCUCAGUGACACAGAGAAGAUUGAGCAGAUGCAGGAGCCACUGCUGGAAGCUCUCAAACACUACAUCAGGUCACGCCGGCCUAGUGAGCGCCAUACGUUUGCUAACAUGCUUAUGAAACUCACAGACUUGCGCAGCAUUAGUGUACGAAGUGCUGAAAAAGUGUUAAAUCUGCGACUGGAGAAAUAUGCACAGCUACCUCCGAUUGUUGUUGAAAUGUUGGAGCGAGUGGAAAAUGUACAUUUGCUUUGA
Candidula unifasciata is the source of this 1314-nucleotide messenger RNA. Lineage: Eukaryota; Metazoa; Mollusca; Gastropoda; Stylommatophora; Geomitridae. The record is from the annotation of a GenBank genome assembly.